Molecule: messenger RNA, 4717 nt
Organism: Acanthoscelides obtectus
Lineage: Eukaryota; Metazoa; Arthropoda; Insecta; Coleoptera; Chrysomelidae
Source: the annotation of a GenBank genome assembly
AAAAGAUUCGUGACACGAAUCACCUUAUGGAUUACUCGAAUUGACGCUAUGUUGUCGUUCCAGGUCCAUACCAGGAGGCUCGUCAGACGGCACCCCCCGGAGGCGGCAUGUCUGCCGAGGACAACGGCAACCUCCCUUCUUCAGGGGGAGGAGGAGGAGUGCUAAUCAAGCCGAACUCCAGCAGUAACGAAGACCUCAGCGAAUACACAGACGCCGAUGAGAGCAUCUCAGCUCCUACUGAGUUUCUUGCAGAGUUCUUAUCAGCGGUAAUGCUGAAGGACUACCCGACAGCACUGAAGUAUUGCAAACUGAUUCUCCAAUAUGAACCUAAUAACGCAACGGCCAAAGAAUUUUACCCGCUGAUUCUGGAAAAAAUAAGAAUUGAAGCCAAUGACAACGAAAGUGAGGAAGAAGAGGCUAGCGAAGAAAGUUCCGGCACUGGUUCUGAUAACAGCACUAGCAGCACUAGCAGUGAGGAGAGCAGCGAAGGACAAGAGGAAGAUGAAGAGGACGAGGUAGAAGUAGAACAAAGCGCCGGGGACAAACGUUCCAAAGGAUCUUCAGACGGCACCACCGGAAGUUACUCCAGUUUGGAAGACGACGAGGCGGUUGAUCAGCUAGUUGCUCUAGCAAGGAAAUACCAGAUUGACAACGUUAACUUGGGCAACGGAAACAAGAUAUAUAACACCUCAACUUCCGCUCUUCUCCAAAACAAGGCCUAUUCCAAGAUCGUACCUUCACCACCCGAAACAAACUCCAACGUUCAAGCAGGUACGAACUUCCCGUUCGGUACCAGCUCAGAUUCAGAGUCGCCUACAGAACCCGUCAGCCAGCAAACCAUCAAGAUACUAAGGGCCAGGGUCGUACCCGGUAAUAUCUGAAUGACAUAUACGCUGUAAGAAAAAGUGAGAGUAUAUAAUAGGUAUAGGGCUAGGGUGCUCCUUGAAUCGCAUAUCGAGAUAUAUAUACCUACUACCUGAGUACUCUUUAUCAAGGUCAUAAGGCAUAGCUCGAUGCUAGAUGGUUGUUUUAUUUUUAUUUUUAUGACAACUUCUUCCAAAUGCAUUAUCUAACAUGUAUUACAUGUUUAAUGAUGAGAUGAUUCACGAAUUCCAAAAUCACGAAGAACGUGACGUUCUGUUAGGCCUUUUCCAAAGAGUAGGUAGUAUCAACAGAAGACGGUUUGACAAGGUGAAUAAAUUAGAGAGAGAUGUAACCCAAUGGCGUCCACAAAAGAGCUGAUCGCAUUUAAACACGUGCUGUUCUUAGUCAUAGAUAAAAAUGGUGUUGUCAGACAGAUAAUACCUUUUUGGAUGAAUGCACUGACCAUUACUCGUACUAAAAGCAUUUUUGUGCCCUAACAUUUAGGCUUCCACCUGCGCCGCGACCUCGGUGUAAAAAAAUUAAUUUGGCAACAAAAGAGGAAUGUCAGCUUGAAUUUCAAAUUUUUGGUAACCUUUAAUUGCUUAUUUUACCAAUCACCGAAGAAUUUGAGAUGACUACCCGUGAUCCAGACAGCCUGGCCUUGAGACGAUAUACUUACUUAUUUCGUAUAAAUUUUGACGUAACCAUCAGAAACCGCGAAAAGAAUGAACACUAUUCAGCUCAGUAUAAAUGUAGCGCUCCCUAAACAUUUUAUGUCUGUUUGGCAACACCGCCUCGGAAGAGCCAUCUAUCAUCGAAUCGCCAAACCAAGGGCGAUAUUUUCCAAAGCUCACUGUUCUCAUUGCAAACUAGUAAUAGUCCAAGUGGCGACCACAAAGUUUUGUAAAAGUUUUAAUUAAAAACUAGUCUUACGUACAGUAUAUUCACUGAAUCAAAACAGUUACAUCACAAGGUCAAAUAAUGACAGUGACGCGGAUGGUUGCCACAUUACUUAAAACUACUAGAUCCUAUGACAUAAAACACAAAUAAACAACAGCCUUUGGUGUAAUUACCUGACAACGGGUGUUGCGACAAACUCACAACAGUGAACAAAAUAAAUGUACCAGGAAAAUUCAAACUAUACGUACCAAUCUAGGAUCUAUUUUGCAUUAAGGUUGGCAAUCAAACUUACUAAAUAUGAAGUAACUGCUUUGUUUCAGUGAAAGGACUAUAUCUUGAUACUAAACAGAAAAUUCGGCAAGUUUGCUCAUCAUAUUUUCAAAUAUGUUGGAAACGACGCAUUUUCAGUUCAUCUAAGAAAUGUUGAAUGAGCAUGUUUUUUUCAGGUACAAAAUAUCCAUAUAUGCGAUUAUAUAUUGGGGCUUACCAUAUAAAAUUUUGAGUAAUUGACAUUUUUCCAUUUUUACAAAAUAAAAGGCCUAAUAAUACAUUUCUGCCUAUUUUUUCAGUAUGCAUAUGAAUAUCUCGAGCAUUAAAAAUGAAAAUACCUACCUUUACUAGAGUAUAACUUCCAAUCGCCAAUAUCAUUGUACGAGGUCUGUAAAUUAAGUGUUUCCUUUGCACUCUGUCCAAGUCUGAAGCAAAAACCUUUACUCGAAAUUGAUGCUUCUCAUUUUCCGAAUAUAAUAACAAAAUUUCUGCGGACAACCAAAUGACUCGAGCGAGGUCAAACUUGUACUGAAGGCGGAUCUCGUCUUCCCCUGUCUCCCCUCCAAGCUCGGUGGCUCCAGUGUUGCCAGAUCGAACGCUACGUUGCCAAUCUCAUCACCUAAUUUACAGGCCUCGUAUCUGUACGGUUUUUAAGGAGUAUUUUUGCUUGAAAGAGCCAAGCAGUGGCGUUUCGUUAUCCAAUUCAUGUGUGCAAGAGCAGCUUCACCCAGGGUACAAUUUUUAUACUGAGCACAUGGUUCAGUUAGGUGACUCGGUUACUUAUUUUGUUGUUGUAUUUAUUUAAAUGGCAUUCAUUAUUUUCCUAGAUGUCUUUUGUUCUUAUUAUUUACCAAGAGAGAAAAAGAGAGGCAUUGCAGUCAUUAAUGACGACUUCUCGGGUUAGUUGUGAAAAAAAUUAUUUAAUCAUCGUAUUAUACACUUUGUUCAAGUAUGGAUAAUUUGUCAAUUGCUCGUGGGAGUUUACUGAUAUUUAGCAUUAAUCUCUUGAUAUAUACAUGUUAUAUACAAUACAUAUUUAUAUAUAACUAUCAAGUAGAAAUAAUUUGUAGAUCGUGCUCAUAAUAAUAUUUACUUCUAACGUAAAACUGUUUUUAUAGAUGAGAUGUAAAGAGUAAAACCCUUUCUAGAAGAAGUGGAGUGACAGUGACUAUAUAUUUUUGUAAUUUUUGUAUGUAGACACAGAGUGUAUAAAACAAAUGAAGUAUUUGACCAAACUAUAUUGUACGUAGACUUUUUCUAGGUUUCUUCGUACGCCCAUAUUCUAUAUCCACAAAUGCAUAGUAACAUUGACAAACACUGAUUGCAAGCGUUUAAAAACUUCUGAACAUUCCCCUUAUGUUACCUUUCAAUUACAUGUAGUACAAAAACAGAAUUUUGCUUGUAACGCCAUUUAAAUGGCUGUGUUUAGGUUUUGUAUUUUUGCAGUUAGAUCUCUGUUACAUUCAGUGGCGUAUAUAAAACUUAGGUUUGGGGGGGGGGGGUUGGUGGUGGUGUUGGUGGUUAAAAAAUCGUAGUGAAUAUGCUUUUGACUUUUUGUACUUAUCUGAGAAAAAAUGCACAGCUUUUAUUUCUAAAUUUUAGAGUGGAAAUAGAGCGUUAUUUAUCCCUUAAAGAGGUUGAAAAUAGCAGGAGCAGUGUGCUUUUCCCACCGCCCCCCUUUUAGUUAAGCCACUGGUUACAUUACGAAACAUUUUUUGAAAAAUAAUCAAGAGUACGUUCAGAACGAAGUUCUUUCACUUUCAAGGAUUUCUUUUGUGAUAUAAAAUAAGGGUUUAGCAGUGGUAUUUCAGUUUUUAGUAUAAAUGUUAAAAUAACUAGAAUGACGUAAGACUGAAUGUUUUCUUAGGGCAUAGCCAAUCUUCGAAAGUAACAUAUCUUAGAGUCUUUUAUUAUAAUUAUAAUUUGAUUCUCAUCAUAAUAAUUUAUCCAUUACAACAAUGUAUCGUCAGUUCUGCUUGAGGUUAAAUGACACCACCGAUUCAAAUCAUCUAAAGUUCUCAUUUUGAAUAUAUUUUAUUCGAAAAAAUACAAUAACUUUGUAAAAAUAUUUGAGUCGGUGGUUGAAUUUUUUGGUAUAUUUAAUUUGAAACCAAUGUACGAUUAGCUGAUCUUACCUGGGUAAGUCAGGUAUAAUUUUAUGCAUUUUUUGAUUUGCAAUGUCUUUGUGACGAUUCUACCCUCCCUAAAAUACAUUUUAACGUAUUCAUUAAUAAAAUAUAAAGACACAUAUUGCAAAUAUAUGUUAAAGACAAAGUACUUUUAGCUUUAAAUUUUAAAAUACAUGUAUUCGUCAUUAAGAUUAGUUUAAAAAAAAUAUUGGUGUUAAAAAAUGAUGCUCAUUGUAAGUGAACGAAGUUUUAAAAUUGGCUUUUUAACAUUUUUCCGGUCCCGGUCUAGAUACGUUUUAUUAAUAACAUAAUUUCUUUGUCAAAUUUCACCAAGUCAUACAUGAACUAUCGAGUUUUCUAAUAAAUAAUUUCAUACUCCACCCUUAUUAAAGGAGUAAUAUCAUGGUUAUGUGAAUCUUGCUAGAUUUUUUAAAAAAGAUUGUGUCAUUUGUCCGUUCUUGCUACCUAAGGUUAAUAAAAUUUCGAAAUUUCAUUUUUUUUAUUUCUUUCAAAGUGGCGACAUUUCAACUUUUAUAAUUUUUAGAUUUUAUCAG